This is a messenger RNA of Coniophora puteana RWD-64-598 SS2, 1055 nucleotides long. RefSeq lists its product as uncharacterized. The record is from RefSeq and is a predicted model, not a curated record. The coding region runs from base 434 to 766 and encodes 110 amino acids. The transcript has a single exon. Lineage: Eukaryota; Fungi; Basidiomycota; Agaricomycetes; Boletales; Coniophoraceae.
GGAAAAGGUUUGUUGAAAAGGUUUGUCGAGACGAAGAAAAGAAGAGAGUAGAUUAGAAAAGGAGAGAACUAAAAAAGCGGGCAACGAAUUGUUGAAAGGGCCCUAGGGUAAAAGAAAAGAAAAGGGGGAAUGGAAACCGAAGAGGGGGUAUGUGGGAGAUCAAACAGGAGAGCAGCGUGAUUAAUAUGAAGCAACGCUGCUGUGCAUUGAGCUCUCAUUAGUACACCCUAUCCUCCGACGUCGGGUAUGCCAGACGGAUACAAGAUGACCAGAACCAGUCGGAAGGUGACGCGCGUUAUCCGGAUACGAGCGAUGGAGAGCGAGUUGCUAAGCAAAGGUAUACAGGAAUAGCCUCGAGAGGACAAGAUUCGCUCAUCUCGGGGCGUCCGCCUCGCUCGGGUCCAGGGAAAGACGAGACAUGGUCACAAACUGAAUGAAUGUGGUAACUGAAAAGGCCUCCUUCUCGACAUUAGCGGACCCGGAGGGUUCUCGAGGUCCGUACAUGCAUAGACAUUCCCCGAGAGCCGCAAACCGCGAGGAGAUUUUGGAAAAUGGAUGGAUUGAAAGUAGCAGAAGGAUUACCGGGCGGCUAACUCGGGCGACGCGGACGCAAGAGCACAUCACGUCGCUGACGUUGAGGCACCCGGAGCAGCCAAUGAGAGAAGUCCACUCGGGCAAAUUGAUUAACAGACGGGCGUCUAGGCGCCGAUAUAGGCAAGGAGAGGCAAUGGAUUCACCAAUCGCAGAGCCACAAUGUCCAUUCUAAGCAGCGACCUCUUCAUAACGACGAGUACAGUGAGCAAAACCUAGUCAGAGGACGCGUAAACAUUCAACCGGCGGCCUAUAACACAGGAUAAGAUCAGUGAUCCGAGAUCAUCGUGACCUACUACUGAGCCAGCAUUACGCUGGGAAGAACGGGUUCAACCUAUGUUGCUUACUUGAAGUAGAAAGCUGCGGAAGAUAGAGCUGGCAAGCAGAAGCCGAUGGAUCUUACUUUGAAGGUAGCAGAGAGCAAAGGGCCGUGGGCAGAGUUUCCAACGCAUCGAGGUGAGCGC